Molecule: messenger RNA, 801 nt
Organism: Cimex lectularius (bed bug)
Lineage: Eukaryota; Metazoa; Arthropoda; Insecta; Hemiptera; Cimicidae
Exons: 3
Coding region: 119-574 (151 amino acids)
Source: RefSeq, a predicted model, not a curated record
UGAACUGUUGAAGCUUUGGCUGAACCUGACCUGCUACCUACUGCUUUUUUUCUCGCUUUGCGUUGUUCAUCGUGCAAUUCCGGUGAUUAACUUAUAUUUGGAACAUUUUGUACGCAAAAUGUCAAAACAAGGGGAGAAAAAAUGCUGCCUGCAGUUAUGCAAACCCUUGACCACCAAUAAUUUGGCGUUCCACUAUCUUCCCCUGUUCGGAGCAGUCAACUAUGCUACGCUUUCCGUCAACGUGAUGCAUCCUUCGCUCAUCGCGAGGCUGUGCCCUGCACGGGAUGUGACGAACGUCCUACUGGCGAAUUCAGUCGUAGGCACUACUCUGUAUAUCUACAGCAGACCCCAUUUGAAACAUGCCCCAACACAAACGAGGCUUUUAUACAGUGGUUUUAGUGCUGUGAUGUUUAACUUUGGCUCAGUGCUUGUCUGGGCAGUGCUCAGGACCGUUACAAAAAGUCAGUGCAUCGCGACCUUAGUCGGCCUCUUGUCCGGUUUUGGUAUGGUAGCAGCUGGCAAACACUGUCUUCAGUACAUCGACAGCCAGGUUGAAACUUCAUCAAGUUCAUAAUGAUUGUUUUUGAUAAAAAGUAAAUCUUUUGUACACUAGUCUCACAUCUUGGUAAUAAAAAAUGCAUUUAGUGUCAUGCUAUGGCAUGGUUGUUGAAAUUGUAAUUAUCAUUUGUUCCACUAAAAUAUUUUUUGAAAACGAACAGCAGAACAUUUUAAAAUAAUAACAUUUUAAGUCAAAUGUUUUGUAACAUGAAUCAGUGUGGAAAUAAAAAACUUUAUUUCAGG